Messenger RNA from Aplysia californica (California sea hare), 5190 nucleotides. Its product is annotated as trichohyalin. The record is from RefSeq and is a predicted model, not a curated record. NCBI's taxonomy places the organism in Eukaryota, Metazoa, Mollusca, Gastropoda, Aplysiida, Aplysiidae.
ACAGAGCCAAGCUGUCUACAACAUGAGGAGCUGGGUGAGCUGAGACAGAGACACGAGCAACAGGUCGCGGCCUUGACCCACACGUUUGACCUUGAGAGAGACGCCCUGCAACAGGCCCUGGAGGAGGCGAGGGAGCGGCUGGUGACCUUGGGACAGGCUAGCGAGGACACACCGACGCACACACUGGUGGCCAGUGUCGGGGAGGAGGGAGAGGGGAGGUGUGUGAAGGAGGAGGACCUGGUGAGAGAGAAAAAGGAGGAGGUGAUGAGGAUGGAGAAAGAGGUGGAAGAGAGGUGUGAAGAGUUGGGAAGGAGAGAGGAGGAGGUGAGGAGGAGAGAGGAGGAGGUGGCAGAGAGAGUGAGAGAGCUGGAGGCACAGACAGGGGCAUUGAGCUCCCAGUUAGAGGAACGAGAUAGACAAAUGGAGAGAACUGUGGAGGAAUAUAAACACCUUAUCAAAGAGAAGGAUAGACAGAUGGAAAAAGACGCCAACUUGGUGAGAAAUUUGGAAAUUCAGCUAAAGGGGCGAGAGGCAGAGCUUAGAGAUAUGGAGGCGGAGCUAAAAGACAAGGAGGCGGAGCUUGUGGAAAAGAAAGUGGAGUUGGAGCAACUGUUGUCUGUGAGAGAGAGAGCGGGGGCAGUGGAGGGGGAGGAAAGGGGAGAGAGAGAAAGGAGUGAUGGGAUGUUGCGGGAAGACAGUACGGAGACAGAGCUGAGGUCAAAGGUCGGCCAGCUGGAGGCGUGUCUGCGUGAGAAGACGGCCAGCCACGAGCGUGAGCUGACCUCUGAGAGGUCACGACACCGGAGAGAGUUUGAGCGCGCCGCACGACACCGAGAGGAGAAGUUCCAGUCUGAGCUCAGGUACUUCCUGCAGGAGAGGGAGGAGAGAGGGAGGAGGGAGGUGGAGGAGAGAGUGAGGAGGGAGCUGGAGGAGAGAGUGAGGAGGGAGGUGGAGGAGAAAGUGAGGAGGGAGGUGGAGGAGAGAGUGAGGAGGGAGGUGGAGGAGAGGAGCAGGGGUGCGUUUGAGAAAGCCAUGGAGGAAUACCGAGAAAAGAGUGAGGAGGAGAAAGAAAGACUGCGUCAGGAGUGUGAGGAACGGGUACAGAGGGCCGAGAGGAGAGGGAGGGAGGAGGAGGAGGGGAAGACAGAAGACACACACACACAGAAUGUGGGAGAGAAAGAAAGUAUGAACAAGGAGGUGAGAAGAUGGAGAGAGAAGUUGGAGGAGAUGGAGAGAAAGAUGAAGGGUCUGAGGGAGGAGAAAAUGCUGGAGUUGUCUGUGCUGUCACAGAAGCACAAGGCAGAGAUAGACAGAGUGACGGAGGAGUGGAGGACACGUCUGCACACAUGGAGGCGAACUGUGGAGGAACAGAAGGAGGAGUUGAGAGAGAAAGAUAGAGAGAACAAGCGACUGAAGGAAGAGAGAGAGGAGGAGGAGAAAAAGUUGGCUCAAAUGUCUGGAAAGAUGGAAGGAAGGGAACAGGAAAUGGAGAGACGGAAAGAGGACAAGGAGGAACGAGAGAAGGAUAACAGGAGUGAGAGAAGGAUGACUGUGACCAGAAAGUUGUUUGAUACUUUGUAUGAGGAGGAGGAGGGAGAGAGUGGAGAGACAGAAAGAGUAAUGGAGGAAGGUAGGGAAGAGGAGAUAGAGAGACGAGUGAGAGAGAGAGUGACGGAGGAACGCAGUCGUUGGCUGCAGGAUGCUCAAAGCUAUAUCUCCGGGGAGAUUCAGAUGGGAAUAGAGGAUAGAGAGAGGGGCCAGGCGGACGAGUGGGAGAGACAAAAGAAGGAGGUGGAGGAGAAACUCACCAAGGAGGUACAGCGGAUAGAGAGAGAGAAGAAACAGCUGGAGGAAAGAGUCAAGGAGGAGGAGGAAAAGAGAGAAAAGCAGAAAGAUUUGGAGAGGGUGAUGGAAGAGAGGAGGAAGGAGAGGAUGAGAGAGGUGAAGGAGAGGGUGGAGAGAGAGGUGAAGGAGCGAGUGAGAGAAGAGGUGGGCGUGGAGGUACAAGGUCUGAAGCAGAAGUUUGUGACGGAGCUGGAGGCGCGAGUGGUGAGAGAGAGAUCGCAGACACAGGCGGAGGUACACAGGUGGAGGGAGGAGGCACGGAGGAAGAUGGACAGAGAGAAGGAGAGGUUGGAGGAGGAGAUGAGGACACUGGUGACGUAUGAGAAGAAGAAGAUAGAGGAGGAAGUGAGGACGAGGAAAGAGGAAGAGUUGAGGGAGGUACGGGCAGAGAUGGAGGAGGAGAUGAGGAGGAGGAUACAGAAACAGAGGAGGGAGUGGGAGGAGGAGGAGGCGGUGGCCCGGAAGGAGGGAUGGAAGAAGAAAAAGGAGAAAGAGGAGGAGGGGAGAGAAGAGGGAGAUGGACUGAAGAAACAGCUGCAGGCAGAGAAAGAGGGACGGGCUAAGAGACUCACCACCGGCCUGUCUAUGUGUCAAUCCAUGCUACAAGUGACUGCAUCGAGCCUGCGGUCCAUCCACGCGUCCAUCGAGGCUCUGUGUCAACAACUUGUCUCCUCUAGCCCACGAUCUGACCUCUCCGACCCCAGCCCAGCCGCCGGGGACACCCACCACAUACCCGUGGGGGACACCCACCACAUACCCGCCCGGGACACCCAUCACACACCCGCUGACCCGCGGCCCGACAACACCAGCGGGCCGGUGGGAGGGAAGGCGUGGUCCCUGGGGACGGAGGAACCUGUGAGGAGAGGGAGAGGGAGGGAGGGAGCUGGAGGGAGGAGCAGGAGUGAGGAACGGAGGAGGAUAGGAGAGCAUGGAGGAGCGAGAGAAGGGCGCGGUGCAGGGAGGGACAGAUCCGAGGAAGGUCAGAGAGGAGGAGUGGAUGGAGGAGAGAGGGAGCGAGCGACUAGAGCACAGGACUCGAACCACCGCCUCCCACAGCUGGACCGAGUGGCGCUCUUUGACUCGGACACACCCCCAAGGUCACCCACCUCCUCCCCGCGUGACCUUGGCGGCCGUGCGACCUCUGUGUCAAGGCCGGUGGGUGAGGUGGGGGAGAGCUUCUCCCCACGGGACGAGAGGAAGAUGGUAGAGGCGCGGGUACGUCUGUCGCGCUGGGCGGCCAAUGGGGAUACGCCCUGGGACUACUCUGUGUCUGCCACACCGCACAACGGACACACGGGGGGCGGCAAAGGUCACUCGAGGGUCACUCAAGGUCACUCGGAGGUGAGUGCAGAUGUGGCGAGCCCGGCGGGAGGACGGGGAGGAGAAAUGUCUCACGACGGAGGGGGGGGCUCGAACAGCUUCCACGUGGUGUCUGGGGACAGGGGGGUGAGGGGGGACUCACUGCACCAGCAAGGUGAAGGUCACUGGUCUGACGACGCGAGCUCGGUGGAGAGCGAGGGAAGUUUUGUCACGCUGGUGCCGGAGGGCGGAGGCUGGCCGCGCACAGUGUCGGAGCACUGGCCGUCUGACGGGAACCCCCGGGGUGUGUCCAGAUGUGCCGCGUGGGAGGCGAACCCCGACCUGACAGAGGGUGAGUGGGGCGUGGUGGGAGACAUCGCCCGCAUCAAGGCCGCCGUGCUGGGCCCACCCACAGGGUCAGAGGUCAGGGAUGUGUACCCUCUCACCCCCGACUACCCGACCUCCACGCCUGUCGCCAAGGUCAGCUUGUCACACAAGACAACCACAGGCUCCGCCCACAACUCACACUCAGGCUCCGCCCACAACUCACACUCAGGCUCCCCCCACAACUCACACUCAGGCUCCGCCCACAAAACUCCCAGUAGCGCCGCCCCCUGGCCCUGCCCGGCCACUUCACAACCCCCAGCGAGGUCAGAACCCCCGGUGCGUGGUCUCAGGUCAUCUGUAGGUCAAGGUCGCGGGGAGGAGGACUUUGUGCUGCGGUCUGCUGAGUUUUGUUUCCCGUCGGAGCUGUCUCGCAUCAGCCGCGGCUCCGAGCCCUGGAAGUACCGCAGUCUGGAGGACCUGUUGGCCCGCGACGGCCGGGGUCAGGGGUCGGGCCGGGGGUUGGGGUACGCGGGGCUGGGCCCGGUGCAGGCUAUGACGGAGAGCUUCUGGAGGAACCAGUCACAGCCGGCCGGGGCCGACGAGGGGGUCACCCCACCCACGCACCACCCGACGCACCACCCCGGGGGCCAAGGUCAUCACGCUCAGACAGUCAGCAGGUCAAGGUCACAGCUUCCUGCCCGUGGGACCUCGUCCCAGAUUUCGAGUUUCGCGGACGAGGAAUUGGAGUAUCGGGCAGGGGGGGUGGGCGCGCGGGCGGUCAAAAUGUCCCGCUCCACGUCGGAACAGUCUCUGCACACGCUGCCGGGCCGCCACGCCUGGGACUGGGGGGUGGGGGGGAACGGGGGCGCGCAGCCAGCUGCCACAACUGUCUCACAGCUGGACCUACGACCUUUUGCCUUAGAGGAACAUUUCUGAUAUGUGGUGUGGAGGACUGUCAGACGCUGGUCUGUGGGUGAUGUGUGGAGGGCUGUCAGAUGCUGGUCUGUGGGUGAUGUGUGGAGGACUGUCAGACGCUGGUCUGUGGGUGAUGUGUGGAGGACUGUCAGACGCUGGUCUGUGGGUGAUGUGUGGUGUGGAGGACUGUCAGACGCUGGUCUGUGGGUGAUGUGUGGAGGACUGUCAGACGCUGGUCUCUGGGUGAUGUGUGGAGGACUGUCAGACGCUGGUCUCUGGGUGAUGUGUGGGGUGGGGUGAACAGAGGUGAUACGUGGACACAGUAGGUGGUUCGUGGGCAGAAGAGGUGAUGCGUGGACACAGGAGGUGAUGCAAGGUGAUACGUGGACACUGGAGGUGGUUCGUGGGAAGAGGAGGUGAUGCGUGGACACAGGAGGUGGUUCAUGGGCAUAGGAGGUGAUGCAAGGUGAUACAUGGACACUGGAGGUGGUUUGUGGGCAGAGGAGGUGAUGCGUGGACACAGGAGGUGAUGCAAGGUGAUACGUGGACACUGGAGGUGGUUCGUGGGAAGAGGAGGUGAUGCGUGGACACAGGAGGUGGUUCAUGGGCAUAGGAGGUGAUGCAAGGUGAUACAUGGACACUGGAGGUGGUUUGUGGGCAGAGGAGGUGAUGCGUGGACACAGGAGGUGAUGCAAGGUGAUACGUGGACAGAGAGAUGAAGCGUGAUGUAGCUGUGAUGUGUAUGGUACAUCAUGUAUGGUGUGAUGUGUACGGUACAUCAUGUAUGGUGUGAUGUGUACGGGU